AUGGAGGCUGCCGUUGCGGAGCGAGAUGCAGAAAAGCUGGCAGGGCUGCUGGAGGCCAAGCUCUCAGGGGACCGAGCUGCAGCAAGCUCGUUGUUGCAGCAGACGAUCAAGUGUUUGAGCAAGGAGGCUCCAAAAGAUGUCUUGCCGGCAGAGGUGCUGGCAACCUUCCCGGGGACGUCCUUGGCCGCACCAAGGGGCAGAUAUGACAUGCUCUUUACCUCCUCCGGCCUGACCUUCGGUGGAAAGACUCCGCUUGGCCCUAUAGCCUGGGACGCAGUUCGCUACUUCCUGAAGUUGCCUUGCUUGGAGACCAACCGGAAAGCCGGUACCGUCGCCAAGAACUACUGGCUGGUUCUCGUUCUCUCCCAGCCACUCCUGGUGGGUAAGCAAGAGUAUCAGUGUGUGGCCUUGAAGGCCAGUGGCACAAAGGCUCCGCCGUGCCCGCCGGCGCUUCAGUCCGGAACUGGGGAGCAGGCGCGCGACCACGAGCGCUGCGCCGCCGUCCUGAAGGCUCUGACAGCAGCAGAAGAGAAGUCCGAGUAUCUGGUGCUGUCCAGAUUCUUGGAAGCCAUGAUAGGCGCUGACAAGGCUCUGUCGCCUGAGCCUACGACCUGCGUCUUGGAGGCAGUCCAGGCCUGGAGGGGUGUGGAGGAAGGUGUCCUGUAUCCACUCGCAGCGGGCUUGUGCUUCUUGCCCAAGCCCGCCACCUUCUUGCCCACGGAGGACAUCUUGGACGCAGAAGCUGGCUCCAACUCUGGGCCACGUGGAGGGGAGCUGAUCAUCCAUCGCUACAACGACAAGAAGCCCACGGUCUUCAGCAAUCUGGCAGGUGCAGAUGCCAGCGCUCUCUUGGCAUACCUCGCCUCUGUAGUCAAGCAUCGAGAAAACGACGUCGACCCAGACAUGGAGGACGACGAGGAAGAAGAUCCCGACUUUGUUGCGGACGCGCCGCCCGCGAAGCGCCGGGUCGUGACCAGGAGUCAAACUCGUGGCACUGACGCGGUUCUGGUGGAGAAAGUGGGCUAG
Messenger RNA from Symbiodinium sp. CCMP2592, 1026 nucleotides. NCBI's taxonomy places the organism in Eukaryota, Dinophyceae, Suessiales, Symbiodiniaceae. The record is from the annotation of a GenBank genome assembly.